CACUAUUCCCUGACAAAGCUCCCACGUCAUGAGGAGCCUGGUGAGAGGAGCCGCAUCUAGUCUCUUCCGGCCUUCGAAUCAGUUUCGAGCGGUCUCUUCCGUGCCGGCAUUCAUCAAUGGGACCUUCAGCGAGAGCUCCGGCACACAGUUCUUUGAAGUGCGGAAUCCGGCCACGCAAGAGCUGAGUAAGUGAUCAGGAAGUUGCCUGCUGACGCCUGUAUGAUGUGGCGUUUGAUCUCAUGCAGUUGCCAAGACUCCUCAGUCAACAGACGCGGAGCUGAAGGAUGCAGCAAGUGCAGCGCAGAAGGCCUUCUUGUCGUGGCGCAACACACCCGUGUCGGUGCGCCAGAGAUACAUGUUCAAGUUGCAGUCAAUCAUCCGCGAGAGAACCGACGAACUGGCCGCAAUCCUCACCAAGGAGCAGGGCAAGACUCUAGACGAUGCCAAAGGUGACAUCUUCCGGUGAGCCAACCGACCAGCCGCAGCCGCGCCGCAAAGAGCAAACACCCAUGAGUGCCUGUUGUGAUGUCAGGGGCCUGGAGGUUGUGGAGUAUGCUUGCAGCGCAUCUUCUGUACUCAUGGGCGAGACCAUCGAGAACGUCUCCAAGGUGAGGCGGGCAACCUGAGAGCACCGGUUGACGCACCUGGAUCCCGUCACAUGGUUUGUUUGAUGUAGGGCGUUGACACCUAUUCGUACAGACAGCCACUCGGUGUUUGUGCGGGAGUGGCGCCAUUCAACUUCCCCGCAAUGUGAGUAUCUGAGCGGGAGGGGCAGGUUGUUUCUCUUUUUCAUUUCCUUCUUCCUCUUUUCUGUAGGAUUCCGUUGUGGAUGUUCCCAUUAGCAAUUGCAGGUCAGGUGCUCUUCUCUGCCCAUCGUUCGCUGCAAGAGCCGAUUGUGCUAUUUCAGCCGGCAACACCUUCGUCCUCAAGCCGUCUGAGCGGGUGCCAUUGUCGUCAAUGAAGCUGGCAGAGUGGCUGAACGAAAUUGGGCUCCCUCCUGGUGUCGUCAACAUCGUGGUACGCACACACAAAAGGCAGCAUUCAACGAUGGUAUGUACUUUGCUGCAUGCCUUCUCUUGUCAGCAUGGCGGGAAGCCGACUGUGGACUUCAUUUGUGAAGACCCUCACAUUCGCGCCAUAUCGUUUGUCGGCUCGAACAGAGCCGGCGAGUACAUCUUCGAACAGGGGACCAAGAACGGCAAGCGCGUCCAGGCCAACCUGGGAGCAAAGGUUCGCAGGGCAGCAGGGUGGGAUGAGGCACACGUGUUCGUGGCUUCCUGAUCAUGGUGGGAUCUUUGCUUUCAAUCUAGAACCACGCGGUCGUCAUGCCAGACGCGGACAAGGAGGACACAAUCAAUAUGCUCUGCAAUUCGGCAUUUGGUGGGCUGGAGAAAGGAAGGAGAAAUGCAUCUGGAUGGUCUCAAUUGCAGGGGCUGCCGGACAGCGCUGCAUGGCCAUUUCUGUUGCCAUGAUGGUGGGGGAAGCGUCUGCCUGGAUACCGUAAGCUAAGGCGCACUCGCUCUCUCAACGAAGAGCUUUGAUUGAGCUCGUUCUUGUCAGAGAGAUCGUGAAGCGAGCGUCUUCAUUCAAGGUCAACACAGGGAGCGAGCCUGGGACCGACAUCGGCCCUCUGAUCUCCCCAGAGGCAAAGAAGCGCGUCAUUCAGCUCGUUUCACAAGUAGGGAUUUUUGAACAGUUCGCAUCCGUCACCAUGUUCCCGUGUGUGUCGAAUAGGGGGUGGAGGAAGGCGCGACGCUAGCGCUGAAUGGUUUGGACGUGACCGUGCCGGGCUACGAAAAUGGUACACACGUCAACACCAGCAGUCUGCAUCAUUCUCUCCCUUGUUCAUUCUCGGCAGGCAACUUCGUCGGACCUACCCUCCUCACAGACGUCACUCCCGACAACGUCGCAUACAACGAAGAGAUUUUCGGUAUGGAUAUGCACCUGCCAAACGACAUGGUCCUGUUGCACAGGUGCGGUGUACUACAACAGGUCCGGUGUUGUGCACGAUGAACUGCGACAGCCUUGACGAUGCUUUGGCAACUGUCAACAAGAACCCAAAAGGCAAUGGGACAGGUAACACGCUCGUGGUCUGCAUGCAUCAAGACGCGACUUGCAUUUCUUUUUUCCUUUAGCAAUCUUCACCAAGAAUGGUGCUACAGCCAGAAGGUUCCAGUAUGAAGUGGACGUGGGGCAAGGUGAGCGACCACGAGACCACGAAGACACCUGCAACAAAUACAAGACAAUUAACCAAUGUUCGUCUCCUCCAGUUGGCAUCAAUCUGCCCAUUCCGGUUCCACUUCCGAUGUACGCACACACAGGCAUCAGCUAGACGCAGCCCCAUUUUCUGUUUCCACUACCGCUUUCAGGUUCUCAUUCACUGGCUGGAAAGGAAGCAUCAGAGGCGACCUGAACUUCUACGGCAAAUAUGGUACGUGUCAAGAACGACAAAGACUCAGUUUGUUUUCCUUGGAUCUGAACGCUCCCUUGUUCUGCAGGGCUCUACUUUUACACACAGGUCAAGACCAUUACCAGUCGCUGGAAAGAUGAAGCCAAGGUGGCUAAGUUGAGUGGGGCAAUGCCAACUUUGGGGUAGCGGGUCUGUGAUUCAAGUCUGUCAAAUAAUGUCAUUGGGGUGGGGGGCAGUUCUGUCCAGAGGUUCAUGCAGGUGCAUAGUGUAGCACUGCGCGUUCUCGUUUGGGACUUAUGACACUCUUGUGGUGGAGGGUGCAGAGAGGCACACAUACACACAGC
Molecule: messenger RNA, 2754 nt
Organism: Vitrella brassicaformis
Lineage: Eukaryota; Vitrellaceae
Source: the annotation of a GenBank genome assembly